AUGCUUCAAUUACAUGGUGAAAAUGAACAUUUUGGUUCAUUACCAAGUCUUCGGACACAUGAUCAUCCGCGUCUUAGUAUUAUAACAACUGAUCGUCCUGAUUCUUCACAACUUGUUGAUUUACACAUCUAUAUUGUCCCAAAAAAAGUAUGGAAAGAUGUUCAACGUUUAGCUACAAAUGAAGCAAUGGAAGAUGCUGUAUCAGCUGGUUUUGUUCGUGUACCACCAAAUAUGACAAUACGUGAAUUACGUAAAACAAUUGAAGUUUUAUGUGCAAAAGAUAGUUAUUUUCCACAAGAUUAUAUUUAUCUUCGAUCUGUUGGUAGAUCUAUGACAAAAGUUAAAUCAAAACAAGAAGAUGAAUUAAGAGUUAAAAACUAUCGUCCACCACAGACAUUUGCACCUGAGAUCUAUUUACUUGAAGGUCGACAAGAAGAUUACGCACCACCUGUAAGUGUUUCACCAUCAAAUUUAUCAAUUUGUGAUCUAUGCGGUAAUCAUCAUGGUAGUGGUGAACAUCAUGAUAAUGAUCCUUCUGAAUAUAAUAAACCUCGUCAUACUCUUAAUGAUCUUGGACGAUCACCAUCAAGACUUACUCAAAAUUAUCAACGACAACCAGUACAAGGUGGAAGAAAUUAUGGUUCAAAUGAACCAGUAGAAAGACAAAGUUACACUAAAUUACCACAAAUGCGUUCGGAUCCCGAAGACUCAUCAACACAUAAUUUAUCGAAAUUAAAAGAAGAACAAGAACGUCUUCGUCGACGUCAAGCUGAACUUGAACGAAUGCGUCGAGCAGCUGAACAAAAAAAGGCGCAAACGGAUCGUAGUGAUGGAGAUCGUUCUCGAUCCGAUGCCGAAGACGAAGCUCCUAAGAGAGCUCACGCAUCUUCUUUUCGUGGAUAUAAUGAUCGUCAAGUACUUCAAGAACAAAAACGAAAUACAAACAGUCUUGAACGUACGAGAAAACCUGAAGAAAAAAAAGUAACAAUCAAAAGUCAAACACCACGUCCAGAAUUACGACCACGACCAUCACUUAAAGCAACACCUUCGUUAACCAAACAUGAUGAACCAAAACCAUCAAAUUUAAAACGUACAAGAUUAGGUGGCAAUAAUAACGAUCAUGAAAAUGCACGACAUGAAACUUCGUUUUUAUCAACAGAACGUUCCGAAACUAAUCGUUCAAAUUCGGUAUCACCAAUAUCAAUAAAAACUCCAAGAACAGCUAGUCAAUCAGAUUCAUUAAUAUUAUCGAAAACUAAAGACAUAAUUGGUACACCAAUCGAUUCACCUAUUUAUCAAUUAUCAAGAAAUGAAACUAUAGAUCAUAGUGAUGAUGAACAACAUAUUUCAAUUAAGUUUACUAACAAAUCUCCAUCAAGAUCAACGCCUGAAAUGACGGCUGAGGAGAAAAUAAUUAAUGCUGAGAUUGAUUUGGAACGACGUAAUGCUGAAUCUAAACGACGUCGACAAUUGGAAGAAGAAGAAGAACAAAAGAAAAAAGGCAAUAAUCAUCGACGAAGAGAUAUAUUCAAAGGAAUAGGAGAUGAUCCUGAUGCAUUACGUACUCGUCAUCAAGAACUUCGUACUCGUCGUCUUGAUUUAGAAAAAGUUCGUGAAGAAGUUAUAAAACAUUUAAAAAAUAUUCAUAAUCGAAUAACAUUACGACGAAAAGAAGCACGUGAUAUGUGGAAGAAAAAAUAUUUUAAUGAAAAGAAAAAACAUCCACAAUUAGAUGAACGUAUUUCGACAUUAAAAACUGAAUUAGACCAAAUACAUAAAAAAACUUCGCAAACAAUGGAAGCUGAAGCAAAAUAUGCAGCACAAAUGGGUUAUAUAAAAGAAGCUGAAGCUGGAAGUUCUAUUGCACAAAUAACACGUAUUAAUCAUGAAAAUCAAGAUAUUCGUCAUCAACUUGAACAAGCAAAAUUACGUUUAACAACUGAUGUUAAACUACGAAAUCAAGCUGAAAACGAAUGUCGAUUAUUAAAACAUGAAUUAAAUCAAGCUAAAAUGAACUUAAAUGACAUAAAAUCUCGUGCUGGACCUUAA
Molecule: messenger RNA, 2049 nt
Organism: Adineta steineri
Lineage: Eukaryota; Metazoa; Rotifera; Eurotatoria; Adinetida; Adinetidae
Source: the annotation of a GenBank genome assembly